AUGGCACCUUCAGCUAUUUCCAAUAGUCCUCCUCCCUCAAAUGCCGUUGAGGAAUCUUCAGUAGCAAGCUACCGUGGCUACGACCAUGUCCACUGGUACGUUGGUAACGCCAAGCAAGCCGCAAGCUACUACAUCACUCGCAUGGGCUUCAAGCGUAUUGCCUACAAGGGACUUGAGACUGGCAGCCGCAACAUCUGCUCCCAUGUCAUCCGCAACGGCGAUAUCACCUUCAUCCUCACCUCCCCUCUGCGCUCCCUUGACCAACUCGACCGCUUCAACCCUGAAGAGCAAGCCGAGCUAAAGGAGAUCCAUGACCAUCUCGAGAAGCACGGUGAUGCAGUCAAGGAUGUUGCCUUUGAAGUUGACAACGUUGAUGCUGUCUUCUUCGCUGCCGUGAAGAAUGGCGCUAAGGCUGUCCUUAACCCUAAGACCCUUGAAGAUAAGCUUGGCCAUGUCAAGACUGCCACUAUUCAGACUUAUGGGCAAACCACCCAUACCCUUAUUGAGCGCAGCGAGUACCGUGGCGUCUUUAUGCCAGGCUACCGUUCUGAGACUGGUAAUGAAGAUCCAAUCGCACAGUUCUUGCCUGGUGUUCAUCUGAAGCGUAUCGAUCACUGUGUUGGAAACCAGGACUGGGAUGAGAUGGACAAGAUCUGUGAAUACUACGAGAAAGCUCUUGGCUUCCACCGUUUCUGGUCCGUCGAUGAUAACGAAAUCUGCACUGAAUUCUCAGCUUUAAGCAGUGUCGUUAUGGCCUCACCUAACGAAAUCGUCAAGAUGCCCAUCAACGAACCAGCAAAGGGCAAGAAGCAAUCCCAGAUUGAGGAAUACGUGGACUUCUACAAUGGUGCCGGUGUACAGCAUAUUGCACUCCACACUGACGAUAUUAUCCGUGAUAUCACCAAUCUCAAGGCACGUGGUGUUGAGUUCAUCAAGGUCCCCGAGACAUAUUACACCGAUAUGCAGGUCCGCUUGAAGCAGUCUGGCUUGGUGCUUGAGGAAAGCUUUGAGACGAUCCGCAGCCUGGAUAUUUUGAUUGAUUUCGAUGAGGGUGGCUAUCUGCUACAGCUUUUCACCAAGCACAUGAUGGACCGACCUACUGUGUUCAUUGAGAUUAUCCAGCGCCAUAACUUCGAAGGCUUCGGAGCUGGUAAUUUCAAGUCACUAUUCGAGGCUAUCGAACGAGAGCAGGAACUUCGUGGUAACUUGGUUUAA
Molecule: messenger RNA, 1215 nt
Organism: Penicillium griseofulvum
Lineage: Eukaryota; Fungi; Ascomycota; Eurotiomycetes; Eurotiales; Aspergillaceae
Product: 4-hydroxyphenylpyruvate dioxygenase family protein
Exons: 4
Coding region: 1-1215 (404 amino acids)
Biological process (GO): L-tyrosine catabolic process
Molecular function (GO): 4-hydroxyphenylpyruvate dioxygenase activity
Source: RefSeq, a predicted model, not a curated record